GACUUGCAUUGCAUUAAAAGCCAGGCAAUACGUACAGGUCAAGCCAAUUUCGCAAGGCUGCCGGCAUUAGGUUCGUAAUAAUCGCGGAUGGGAAAAUCACCAAUGCCUCGUUGUUGAUAUAACGAAUUACGCUUUCUAACAAGAUGGACCCCGUGUCUGCUUGGGGCGUCAUCACCGGAGCUCUCCAGGUGGUCCAGAUCAUCGGCCAAACAAUCGCCGGCUUGUCUGCACUUCGAGGAAAAUACCAGAAUGCCGACCUCACCAUUCGCUCCAUGAUAGGCGAACUGUCGACCAUCAAGUCUGCCAUCACACAGUUGCACGACUGGGCAACUUACAAUGCCGAAGUAAACUCCAGUCACAGAGAGUAUGAGGAGAGCCUGGGUGUCGCAAUCGAUGGUUGCCGUGCGAUCAUGGAGGUGCUCGCCGAAAAGGUCGCAGAGCUGAUCAACAACAAUAAUGAACAAAGAGACGCUACAUUACUCACCUUCAAGACCCGUGUCAAAAUGCUCUGGACCGAAGAGGUGAUGAAUGAUCUCCGCCAGCGAUUGCAUAGUCAAGUUCGCGCUUUGAACCUGCUGUUACAGGCUUGUCAAUGGUGAGUUUAGAGUCGACCAAUAUUCUUUUCGACGGGAAUGGAAAAUCUAACGUCUCCCAAGUCGAUCUUCUACUGAACAGCUUGAGCUGCUCAGGAAAGUGGAAAGCCGUCAUAUAAUCAAGAAAGUGGCCGACGACACCAUUACU
Molecule: messenger RNA, 741 nt
Organism: Talaromyces proteolyticus
Lineage: Eukaryota; Fungi; Ascomycota; Eurotiomycetes; Eurotiales; Trichocomaceae
Exons: 1
Coding region: 144-599 (151 amino acids)
Source: RefSeq, a predicted model, not a curated record